ACAAAUUAGUAAGAAGAUAAUGAAAAUAGUUACUAUGGAUCACUGGAAGAAGAUUUACGUUCUUGGUGCUGGCUCUUACGGAAGAGUCUAUUAUGCGGUCCAUAUCGAUCCUUCUUCGUCACGUGCUUACGUUGCUGCUGUUAAAUGUGCUGAUAAUAGCCUUUCGGGUUCACUCCAAAAAGAAGCGCAAAUCUUGACAACUCUCAAAGGUUGUCCUUACGUCGUUCAAUUCUUUGGAGCAGACGUUAGCAUCGACAAUGGUAAUAUUCCAAUUUACAAUCUGUUUCUUGAAUAUGCAUCUGGUGGAUCACUGCACGAUUUGAUCAACAAUUCCAAGAGAGGAAUGAUAAAGAUGUCUGAAUUGGAAGUAAGUUUCUAUACAUAUCAAAUCUUAAAGGGUAUUCAACAUGUUCAUAAGAAAGGGUAUGUUCAUUGUGAUAUUAAACCCGCUAAUAUUUUGGUUUUCAAUAAUGAACGUGGUGGGAUGCACAAGUUGAAGUUGGCUGACUUUGGAUUGUCGUUGAAAGUUGGUGAUAGAAUGACAUAUAUGACUGGAAUUCCGUUGAGCAAUAGAGGAACUCUACUUUACGCACCUCCAGAAUCUUUGAUAUGUGGUAUUCAUGCCAAAGCUUAUGAUAUAUGGUCGCUAGGGUGCACUGUGGUAGAGAUGAUCACUGGGAAUCGCUUUUGGAUUCAUUGUGACACUAAAGAUUUGCAGUGGAAGAUUAUGAAUGAUGAAGAUCCUGAGAUUCCGAGUAAUGUUUCUGAGAUAGCCAGAGAUUUUUUACACAAGUGUUUGAUAACGGAUCCUGUAAGAAGAUGGACAUCGGACCAGCUACUCGACCAUCCUUUUAUUCAGCAAGCUUUAUGUACUGCGUCAAUGUCUAUGCCUGAAACUCAAGAGGUGACAGCAAGGGUUAAUCCUUUUGGUUGCCAAAUUCCUAUUCCUGAGAAGGACUUCAUCAAUGCACUCUUUAAAACUAGUUAAUUUUAAGGAUGCAAUGAUUGACCACACGACAGUGUAUUACUUUCUUUUAUUAGUGUUAAAUCUACAGUGUUCAAAUAUAACACGAUGUAAUAGUUGCUUGUAAUGGACCAAAUAUAAGAACUCUUCAGGGUAAGGGUAUAGUAUGCUAACAAAGAAA
Solanum dulcamara is the source of this 1145-nucleotide messenger RNA. RefSeq names its product mitogen-activated protein kinase kinase kinase 20-like. The coding region runs from base 20 to 988 and encodes 322 amino acids. The record is from RefSeq and is a predicted model, not a curated record. Lineage: Eukaryota; Viridiplantae; Streptophyta; Magnoliopsida; Solanales; Solanaceae. Gene Ontology annotation, molecular function: ATP binding; protein kinase activity. The transcript has a single exon. Gene Ontology annotation, biological process: protein phosphorylation.